Molecule: messenger RNA, 1209 nt
Organism: Cladocopium goreaui
Lineage: Eukaryota; Dinophyceae; Suessiales; Symbiodiniaceae
Source: the annotation of a GenBank genome assembly
AUGGCGAUACGGACCAGCACAGGAUCCGCAGAGCGCAAGAGCGCGACAGCAGCAAGGCCCCAGCAGCUGGACAAUCGAUGCAAAGAGCCCGCGGGUCGGUCGUCACGAAGACCCGCUAAGGAGGCACGGGACUCCGAUUCGGAAGCUGUGGACCUUAGUGAUGAGGAGGAUGAGGCUCAAACUGCCACUCAGAGCACCGUCAAGAAGGCAAAACGUCUUACAGUGCAGGAGAUUCGGGACCUGGACGCACAGGGAGAACUCCCUUCCAGCGGUUUGCUGGGAAUGAAGUUCAUGCAAGAGGCCAUAAAGCAAAAACGAGAGGAUGCGAAGAAGGAAGCUCUGGAUGUGCUAAAGUUUCUUGCGCUCCUUCUGGUUCUGCAAGCUGCUGGCGGUCACGUGGGGCUGUCACUGGCGGUUUCCCCAUGUGCGCGGCUCCUGCAACAGGUGGGAGACGACCUCCAUUCCUUGCUGGUGGGUCUGUUACACAGCCUUUCAUCUUCAAAUUUGCGUCUCCGCGAUCUGCACUAUGACUUGAUCCACCUCAACACCUAUCAGCUGGCACAGGAGUUCCAAGUUCUCACCGAGUCCUCUCAGCAUCUUCUUGGCUGCGGCUGCGGGUCAUGUCGCCCCGGGCUGACUUUGGAGGAGGCCCAUUUGAAGGUUCAGCGACGAAACGCCCAGCUGUCGCAGAGGUUGAAGAAGUUGUGGCAGCUGAUUCAGCCGGAGACAGAACUUCACCUGACCUUUGCUUUUGAAGAAGUGGAUUUUCGUCUCAGAGCGACGGCAGAUGAGUCCAGCCAGGUCCUGUUCUUGCUGAAGGCUUCUGACUUGCUACAUGGCCAUUUGGAGCAGCUGAAGAAGACCUUGGAGGUGAUCCUGCAGCAAGCGCCUAGCUUGCUGAGAAAGCCAGGAGCGACAGAACGCUCCAAGUUGCUGGAGCUUUUGGAGAAUCCACCUCUUCAUCUCAUUGGCACCCCAUCUGGCCGGAUGAAACUUCUGCGGAGCCAUGUGCUCUGCAACGCGGAGGAGCCCCCUGACUCAGCUUGGACGCCCUGGACGCCCUGGAUGGAUGCCUCCAGUGCGACGUGGCAUGGGAUGAGUUCGUUGAGUUGGUUACAGCGCCUGAAACGACCCAGCAAACGAGUUUGCUCAGUCCUGCCAUUUGGCAUGCCAGGCGCCAAUCAGCGGAUGUUUUUGGGUAUGAUAUGA